Diuraphis noxia (Russian wheat aphid) is the source of this 1422-nucleotide messenger RNA. RefSeq names its product kelch-like protein 2. NCBI's taxonomy places the organism in Eukaryota, Metazoa, Arthropoda, Insecta, Hemiptera, Aphididae. The record is from RefSeq and is a predicted model, not a curated record. Gene Ontology annotation, molecular function: protein binding.
AGGAAUUCAGAUUUUUUUAUUUGGCCAUUAAUGAGUUGUUUUUCCCAAUCAUUCAUCCAAAUUAAAAAUGAUUGAAGAAACUCUUAAAGGAUAUUGUGUCUGAGAGAAAUGGAUGCAGUUCAAAAGCAAGCACUAAAAUAUGAACCUACAACGUAUAAAAAUUGUUAUUACAAGGAUGGAGUAUUUGAAGUCCUUCAAUCUUUACGCAAAAAUAAGAAUUUUUGUGAUAUAAAGUUACAAACGGAUGAUGGUGAAAUAGUAUUUGGACAUAAACUUAUUUUUAUAUCUGCAAGUCCAUAUUUCCAUGCAAUGUUCACAAGUUUCCAAGAAACUAAUAAUGAUCAUGUUAAUAUUAGAGAGCUAGAUUCCAAAGUUUUACAACUUUUAGUAGAUUAUAUGUAUACUGGMGAAAUCACUGUCACCCCAGAAAAUGUACAGGUUGUGUUGCCAGCUGCAGAUCUCUUACAAUUAGAUUAUGUAAAGCAGACAUGUGUUGAGUUUUUAACAAAACAAUUAGAUCCUUCUAAUUGCCUUGGUAUUAAAGCAUUUGCUGACAUAUAUAACUGUAAUGAAUUGUUAUUAAACUCUGAAGAAUUCAUUAAAAGACAAUUUAUAGAAGUGGUUAAAUAUGAUGAGUUUCUAUCUUUAUCUUGUGAAGAAGUGAUUAAGUUAAUAUCAUGUGACGACAUUUCUGUUCCAUUUGAAGAAAGAGCAUUUGAAUGUGUCAUUAAUUGGGUAAAACAUGAAUUGGACUGUAGAAUAGAUUUUUUGUCCGAUCUAAUGGAACAUGUACGUUUGCCAUUAGUCUCAAAAGAGUAUUUGUUAGAUAAAGUAGUUGAUGAACCUCUUCUUAAAAGUAAUCCAAAAUGUAAAGAUUAUGUAUUUGAAGCAUUACAUUUUAAUCUAAUUAAGUCAGUAAAUCCUUUUGCUGUUCCACUAACUGUGCGGAGUAAACCUAGACCUAGUAAAUUACAAAAAGUGUUUUUGGUGGUAUKUAUGCGUUUUUCAGAUAGUAAGUUAUUUGCAAACUGGUAUAACCCAGUAAGUGACGUAUGUCGUAUUGUACCGGAAUUGAAUAUAUUAUGCAGUACCAUUAUUCCCAUUAUUGGCGUUAUGAAUGAUCGAUUUGUGUUUGCUGUGGGUGGAGAUAAUCCUCGUUCUGUUGAAAUGCUGGAUGUAUCUUCACAAGAUCUAUGUUGGGUACCCAAGAAUGAAUUGUUAGUUAGUCGCGAAUAUUUAGGAAUUGGUGUAUUAAAUAAUUGUUUAUAUGCUGUUGGCGGAUUGAAUAUUUUUUGUUUAAAUAGUGUGGAGGUUUUUAACUUCUGUACUCAACAAUGGAAAAUGAUAUCUAGUAUGUCUGUUGCUAGAAGUAAUCUUGGUGUAGGAGUACUCAAUAAUCUCAUAUAUGCGGUAAAUAUUUAA